Caenorhabditis auriculariae is the source of this 9267-nucleotide messenger RNA. NCBI's taxonomy places the organism in Eukaryota, Metazoa, Nematoda, Chromadorea, Rhabditida, Rhabditidae. The record is from the annotation of a GenBank genome assembly.
AUGGAGCGUCUUUCGGCCAAUUUGCUGCUUUUCUUCCUUGCAGGUGCGAAAAACGGAAAAUUUCACAAAUUUUGAAAUUCUUGAAGCUAGAAAUGAAUCAAAAGCUAGAGUUUUUCAAAAAAAAAAUAUAGCUUACGGCUUUUUUUAAAGGAACCGAGUCCAAUUUUUGAAAUCUUACAAGAGAUGUAAUUUUCAGUGCUAAUCAAAGUCUUGAUUCUUUUCAAACUUCACAGAAUCUUAAAACCUCGAAAAGUUAUUUCAAUGGGAUAUUUCGGAAAAUUUUCAAAAAAAGCCUUUUUUCAACGCUUUGGGUAUUCCGGAAGUGUGGGCGACUACACUUUUCCCUCGGUCUCAGAACUUCAAAAAUCAGAAAGAAGGAAGAAGUAUCAAAAAGAUUUUUACAUUCCCCAAAUGUAGCGAAAACUGGAUUUUUAACUUCUAAUAGUUCAAAUCAAGUUCAAUGAACUUUUUUUUGGCUCAAAAGUAGCUUUUCCUCAAAAAAUGGUCAUUCUGGAAUCUUUUUCCAAUUCCAAAAAGUACUCUACGGUUUUUUUUCAGUUUUAAAACCGGCUGGGGGCUCGUUUCCGGGUGGCGACUGCAUUGAACCGUGUAUCGCCGAAAUGCAACAGGUAAUUAUAAAUAUAUUCAGUUUGGAACUGGCGUGAACCCAUUUGGAUUUUGAAGUUAGAAGCUUUUUUUGAUAAGGAAAAUCAAGUUGAGUCAGUCUUCACUUGAAAUAUCGUGGUAGCCAGUGAAAAGGCUGAAAGUGAAUAUAUUGAAACGCAUCCGACCUAAUACGGCUUGCGCGUGAUGAAAAUUUUCACAGCUGAUUACAAUUUCGACGCUUGGAAGUCAUUUCACGUGCGACCGCGGCUUCUUUCGAAAAAUAAAAAUUGAAGGCUAUUUGCAUCUUUUUUUAAUACUCAGCCACAAAAAAAAUUACAAAAAUUGUUAGAAAAAAAAAUUUUCUCACAAAUUUCAACGGGUUCAAGCCAGAAACGUUCCGCACUCCUACACGUUCACUUUUUCAUCCUCUUUUCCCACAUUUUCGCACUCUUCAAAGCUUCUGCGAGGCACACGGACACUCGACAAAAAUGAGCAUGCGAGGUGGUGCACUUGAAAAAAAGAGUGAGCAAAAAAAUAUAUGUAUUGAAACGAAAUUCUUCAAGUUUUUGGUCAAGGUUGAUGAUUGAAGUUUUAAGAAAAAAAGUUGUUAACGCAAAAAAAAAACCAAAGGAUCAUCGCAAUUCUUGUUCUGUUGUGUUAUUUUCUUGUUUCUGACCUCGUCAGAGAGACGCAGACACUCGGAAACUUUAAAGUCGCGGUGAAUGGACUAUAUUCAAAAUCAACUUCUUCGCUUCAAUUUUUUUUUUGAUUUUACGUUUCGUCACGUUACGGUUGUGUUAGCAUCAAGACUGCUUUUUGCCGAAUUUACUAAAUUCCAUUUUUUUCGCUCAACUCCGUUUUUAAUAUGAAAACUGCAAGUAUCACCUAACAUGAAUGUUUUAUAGUUCCAAGAAGUUAUAGAGUUACGACUUAAAAAACUAAUUUUCAAAUAUAGUGGAACAGAAGCUCGUUUAACUUUUUCUGGAUCUCUUCCUCUACCGCCACUUCUCUUCAAUUUUUUCCGACUUGAAAGGCGAUAGGGGUAGGUUGGCAAAGGUGAAGCGUUGCGUACGCGACGCGGCUUUUUGGCGGGAAACUCGCGGUCAAACGCGUUUGCCCUUUUUUUGACAGUUUUUCAAUAUUUUUUAUUUUUUGGACUCCAAAAAAUUUUUUCCUUCAUGGGGCUUGACCUUAAUUUUCACAACCGUUCACUUUUCCCGCCGUUCCAGUCAGGAAAAAUUGACUAUAAAAUGGCUUUUCAAACCAUUCUACCUAUAAAAAGUAACGUGGAAAAUUUUCAAAGCAGAAGCUAUUUUUUCUGGAAAUCUUCCUCUACCGCCUCUUGAAAUGUCUUAACAAUGAAUAUUGCCUGAUCAAGUUUUGCCGGAGCUUCUCAUAUGGUCUAAAAUGCGAACGCUGCACUCUCACACUCACACUCACAUGUGCUGGUGGUGGUUUAUCAUUGUAGUCAUUGGAGUCGACGCCACUGCUGCAGACCGAGCAGAUGGGUCAACUCUCGCUGUCGGCUCUCAUUGGCGCCAGCUCCGACAAGGACGUCACCGAGAAGAGCUUUCAGGACAUUUGCCAGUCAGUUUUUUUUAACUUUCAGUGCUUACUAUGUUCGAAAUAUUAUUAAAAGACAGGUUGAAACGAAUAAAUAUCUAAAUCAAGGAAUUUUUAAAUAAGACAAAACAGAAAUAUUUAAAAAAAUUUCUUUAUGAGUUCUGAAACAAAAAAAUAAAAUAUCUUUUGUGGGACAUUGUUUGGGUUUUUUUCUUCCCAAUUUUCUUUUUAAUAAAAUGAGAAUUACUCAAAAUUCGCAGACGUUACGCUUGAAGCCAUUCCCUGGAAAAAAAUAUAUCAUCAGUUUUUUUGCAAAAUAUCAAAAACUUUAUUCAGUUCCCUGAUAUAUUCCUGUAAGCCUUCUAAUGAUUGUCAACAGAAGAAAAAAAUUUUUCCACCAGAUUUUUGAUAUGCAAAAAAAGAAUUCUUAAUUUCCUAAAAGUUACCUCAAUUAGGCAGCAGCUCAUUCAAAUUCAUUAUAUUUUUUUCGAAGCUUCCUCUGCUCAACUUUUUUUCUCGAAUUCCGCCGCGCACCUGAUAUUCAGGAAGUGCGGACGGCAGAAUUUGAGCAUGUUUUUUUCGAGGGAAAUUCGAUUUUUUUCUUUUAUAAAAAAAAAGACAGAUUAUGAAAAAUAUCCAUUUCAAUUCUUUGACCUUUUUUGGGAGUUUCCAAAUUUGCACCACAUACCCAGAGACUCUUCUGUGGCUCAAGUGUUUGUUGUGUAGGGUUUGAAAGUCAUUACGUCAGGGCCAGUCAAAACCACAACCUUUUUCGAGUGUCGCCGAGCGAAUUGCGCUCAAAUUUCCACCAGACAGGAGUCACCUUAUUUGGCAGGUAGCGCAAGGUGUAAACGAAGAAGCGAGCCUAUUUCUGUUUGAAAAAGGGUCUUUUGAAAAUAAAAAAGGCAACGAGACUCGAAAAUGUUACUCUAAUCAAAAAAAGGAGGUUCACAGCUGGAAAGGCUAAAUACUUGAAAACUUCGAACCGGUAGAUUUGUGAAACGCACCCGACUUAAAACGACUUGCGCUCUGAGCCAUUCGAAUGAGUUUCCAGAUAUAAAUUUGGUUAACUUUUUGCGACCGCGAAGCUUCGAGCCUUUUCGCGUGCGACCAUAUGAUUUAUGUUCUAUCAAAAUAAAAAUAAUUCAUUUCAAAUUGGGAAAAAAUUCAGCACUGUCAUAAUGAGCUCCAUUGCGAAUUCCAUAGUCAUAUUGACUUUUUUUUGGCUUGGCGAAAAAUAUUCAAAAAAAAAAGUCUAAUUUAAUGGUAACAGAAAAACAGCCUCGCCAGACUAUUUGAAUCGCGCUCCAUGGCUGACAUAGUUGUUGUUUUUUUCUUCACCUGCUCGGACAUAGGUAACGGACGUGCUCCGGACAUUUCUGGGCGAUUCUAGGGAUCACUUAAGUGUGAGGACGCUACUAAAGUGGUCACUAGAAAUGCCCAGAAACGUCCGGAGCGCGUUCGUUUCGCGUUACCACUGGCCGAGUAUAUAUUAUCAAAUUCAAGCUUUUUCCUACAAUAACUCAAAAAGUUGAACCUCAAUAAUUUUCAGAGCCUACGGUAGGGUGGACCUGUGUCUUCACGGUUGCGAAAAAGUGUCGCAGCAUUCGGCGAGCAUCCGUAAGACUUACGCGGGAAUACGCUUCAUUUGCGUCGAACAUCGAGACGGUUAGUUUUUUGUUAUUCUUCUACUAAUAUUUUCUCCAAAAGUUGGGAAGAAAUCUAACAAAAGGGGCGGUGCAUCUUGUGUUGAACUCUCGGUGCACCCCGCAGUGUAGCCACGAGGUACCUCGUUAUUAUUCCGUACAUGAUUUCCAAAUGACUUAUCUCUAAAUAAGACAGUGUUCUACAGUUUCACCUUAAGUUGUUACUGUAUCUCAAAAAUGAUUAAUUUUUCCGACCUGUUGCCCCAAGGGUGCACACCCUUCAAGUCCAACUCGGGGUGUACCGAAAUCAUCAACCAAAAGUUCACUUUUUUCAAGGUCCACUUAUACACUCAUUUAGUUAGGGGAAGAAAAAAUCAAUACCGUAUGACGUAGGGUGCUACUUAAGAAUGUUAGGAGGUAAGGGUGUCACAACGAGUUAUGCGUGAGAAAUCGCUCGCCCCCAGAUUUUCCACUUACUGGCCCUUGGCUUUCCGGCUCGUGGACCUCUUUCGCUUCAUUUUUCGUCUUGAGAGGGGACCCGAAAAAAGUCUCAAAAUAUACACGGGAUACUGAGAUUUCUUUUCAAAAUUUCUUAAUAAACUUUAAAGAUAUUUUCCUGCCGGUCUACCCAAAUCUCCAAAUGUUUUAUAGUCUUGGCCUCCGGGCAUACUUAUAAAACCUUUCAUACUAAAACUUAUUUAGAAAGGUCGAAAAGGGACCAAAAUUGAAGCGAAGGUAAAAAUUUGAGGCCAUAACCUAUUAGGAGUCCGAUCAGAAGAUUUAAAAUCCUCGGAGAUUCAGAAAAAUUUCAUAUAAAUCAAAGGGAACAUGCUUCUUUUUGCCCUGUAGGAAAGUAAACUUUUCACAUUUUUUUCAAUAAUUCUAAAAUAAAUAUUUUCUCUCUAAUGGAAGUCCAAUGUCUCAGAAAAAAGAAGAGAUUUCCUGAAAAUGCCAAAUGCCAAACUUCAUUUCGGAAAUGACAUUUCGAAGAGGAAAAAAAGCGGGUUCCACGCGAGCGGCGGUAUUUGAGGAUUUAUGAAGAACAUAGCCGUAGGGCGAAGAUUUAUGGAGCUCGAGAUGCUCGGCGAGCCCCUGGCGGACAGAGCCAAUUAGUCACCAGGACACUUUCCAAGGCGGCUUGCCGCCCUUUUGCCUCGUCAUGAUUGUCCCAAUGGGAUCGGCGACAGGACUACUUUUUGUUUUUUCCGAGUUCUUAGGUGGACCGAGACCUUAGAUGGAAUUUCAGCUAUUCUAGAGUAUAAGUGGGCAAGUGCAGAAUUAAAUCAGUGUCAGAUUAAAUCAGUGAAGAAGGAGAGUAAAUUUCCAAGAAACUUUGAAAGUUAAGUUUAAAAAAAUAGUUUCCAUCGCCAGGGUUGACUUUAAUUUGUGAAGACUCGAGCAAGCGAUGAACUUUUUCUAGAUUUUAUAAAUAGUUUCUUCAGAUUUUCUCUAUCCUAAGAGUUCGAACUUUGAAAAAUAAGAAAAUGCAUCUGAUCGAAGAAUCUAGAGCUCCUUACCCAUUUUUCCAAUAAGGCAAAUUUUUGAAAAACCUUUUUAAAAUUUCGCAUGAAGAUCAUGACAAUCUUGGAGAGGUUUCGAAUAUCUUCUAGCUAUAUUUUUGAAAAAUAUGAUAUAAUUUUUUUGAAAAAAAGGCUGAUAAAAUCAAGAUCUAGAAAAAAAUCGACUAGAUUCAAUACAAAAUCCCUUCAUAACGAGCUGAUUAUUCACAGAUUCUCUCUUGAAACAGAAAAAAAAAAUUUAAUAUUUUCUUAACCGAUCCAAGUCCAUUCAAGCUACUGAAAAUGAUCAUCCAUUCAAAAAUCCACUAUCAUUCCAUUUUUCCCGAGUACAAUCCAAGUUCUCUAAGUCAAUAGGGCGAAUUAGAGGCCGUUUUGGCGCUUUUUUUCUUCGCCGUGCCUCCUCAAGGCUAAUAAAUCUGGAUUGACAGACGGGCUUCCCCUUCUUCUCCUCAUUCAUUCUCUUGAAUUCCAUUAACCACCUGCAAAUAUUUAUUGGGCACAAAAUUUCCUGUCGAUUGUCGGAGAAGUCAAAGGGCAGGAGGGACAUAAAAAAAAAGUUCUGAAAAUUUGAAAAAUGGCCUCAAAGAAGCGUUCGAAUAGAAAUAUCUCCAAUCGAGCUUCUGAAAAACCCCAGAGUGGUCACUAUAGAGGUUAGGGAAAAAAGUCGCUGUGGUGGAAAAAUAGUGCUGCCAGAGGAUUAAAAUUUAGGUGGCCCAUAUGAGAGCUAAAGGCAUGACCCCUAAGCUCCCCAAGUUUAAGUGGUCUUGUAGAUUAUUUUCUCCAUUUGGAAGUUGAAAAGACCACUAGCAUGCUCUCCUAGAGUGGAAAAAUUGACCUUGCAGCUCAACGAAAGAGCGCUCCACUGAUAACUACACUUCUGUAACCAAACAAAAUUCAUUCCAUACGUUAGAAAGUUUCCAAAAAAUAUAUGAUUGAAGGAAUUGGAAAAUGGUCUUAAAAUAAUAUUUUCUAAUAACGAGUUUUCAAAAUUAACCUGUAAUUAUAUAACAUAGAAACUGAGCUAUCAACAUCAAAAUUAAACUUAAGAAAUGGGAAAAAACAGCCUGAGAGAUAGAUCGCUCCAUUGAUAAUACUUUUUUUCUAAUGAAAUUCUCAAAGUUCAGCUUAGGCUAUCAUUUUAAAAAAUGACUUUUUCCAUUUUUCAGAGUUCUUCCAAUCUCUGCCCUGCCUCGCUGAGUGAGUUUUUUUAUUUCUUUCAAAUUUUUUUGUGUCAAAAAAAGAGAAAUUUAUUUUGAAAAACUCAAUUUUUUUGAACUUUCUUCAUAAGUUUAAAGUUAAUUCGCAAACUUUGAAAAACGUAGAAGAAACCAAAAAAAUACAUAAUUACAUGCAUUGAAUAGCUCGACUUGUAAAUCUCCUCAGGAAAAAUUUAAAAAAAAAAUAAAUUCCUCCAGUUAAGUGAAAAAAGCCUAAUUUUUCUCUUUAAGGGAAAAUUUUUCAACAGAGAUUCCAAUAUGAAACUGCAGCUUCUAUGGAAACCCAGGAUAUUUCUUCUAUCUUGAGAAUGGCCUAAAGUCAAUAGGUUCAUGCUCACUGGCCGAGCCCCGACGAAUGCUUUAUUCAUUUGGCGCCAAGUCAAGUUCUAUUGAGAAACUGACGCGGUUCCCAAAGAUUCAUAAGAAGUAUCUUCUCUGGGAGAACUGGAGGCUUAGAAGGAAGGGAAAAAAGUGAUGUUUGAGGGAAAAUGAAGAAGUAUAUUGGUAGGAAAAUUGAAAAUUUCCAAAAAUGUUCUGGCAACUGUAUUUGUUUUCCUCAGCUUCUUUAACUCAGAAAAAAAAAAUCAGAAUCACUAAAGCGGCCACUUGAAUGAAAAUCGAGUUAAACUGAAGAAAUCUAAUGAUGGUCUUUUUACAAUAAAAUAUCAAUUCCGAAAUCAAAUUUCACAAAUUUUCUUGUUACUGUUCCCUUUUUCUUCAAAGUCCACUCAUUUUCUCAUAAAAACAAACGAAAAACCACUAAAGUAGUCACUAGAGUGCAAGCUCUAUAAAAUGGUAGCAAUUUGCUGUUAGACCACCUUUACAGGCAAAAAAUAGUCUCACAAAUCAUCAAAAAAGAAGUUUCGACAAACUUGUGUUUCUUCUCGAAAAUUACACUUCUCGCAGAUUUUCUGGACGAAAAAUCACUAAAGCAUUCACUAGAAGGCAAAUCGUAGCGACCCCCUGUUAGACCAACGUUACCUCUUUUUCAAGAACUCCGCUUUUACCACAAAAAAAAACUGGACGAAAAAUCACUAAAGCAACCACAAGAAGGCGAAUUCAGUGAAAUUGCAGCAAUUCACUGUUAUUGACCGUCUUCAUUUAUAAACGCCGUCAUCUCUAUCGUUUCUCUCAGAUAAUCCUUUUUUAAGACAAAAACAGGCUUGUGUCAAGCCCGGCGCAGCCUUAGGGAGGUCUCAAGCAAAAAAGGGCGGCCCGGCCCAAAAAGCUCAAAUCUUCGUCAUGUCGAAUUUUAUCGCUUUUUUUAAAAAGAAAAGUGAGGUUUUUGCUUAUUUUUCCUCAUAGAGUUAUUAGAAACUAUGAUUCAACAAGUGAAAAUAAAUUUUGGUGAAAAUUUUUUAAUGAAAAUUUUAAACUUUUACGAAGCCCGGCCUGGCCCGAGUCCGCGCGGGCUUUUUUCAAAAAGGAAGGCCUAAAGCCACCCGGACUUGGCGCACAAGCCUGCACGAAAACCGAACGGAAAACCACUAAAGCACUCACUAGACACGAGAAAGUGGCGCUGGAGCGAUGUCGUCCCGAAAUCAACGCCUCCCUCUCGGCGAGCAACCGUUUCUCGGUGACAGUUCUCAAGAAAGAGCAUCACAAUCUGCGGUCGCAUUUCGAGACUCUUUGCAAGUGAGUUUUACCGAGAAGAUCUGGAAAAAAGCCUUGAAAGAAAGUUUUUUUGUUCAUACGUACCUUAAAAAAAUUGGGAAAAAAAAGCGUGACCAGGUAAUCAGAGUUGUAGUUCGGUGGAGCUGAAAAUGAAUAACUAAAAUCACAAUAUGGGCUCGAAAAAAGUUCGAAUCGUUUGUUAGUAGUUUUGAUAUAGCGUGAAUUUCUAAUAGAAAACACGAAAAAGUAUGAAAAUUAAUCAUAAGGCGAAAAAUUAAAAAAGUUUUCAAGGCUUUCUAUGAAAAUACAAGAAACAACUUUUGAGACAUUUAUUUCCAUAAUUUCGUCUCGCUUUUACAUAUUUUCUUCUCGUUUUUCUCGAAAUUGACGAAAAAUUCAAAAAAUUAGAGGAUUUACUUGUUUUUUGCCGUACAAAAAAUAUUCUCCUGACUUUUUUGUGUGGUGAGAUCAGAUAUUUUUCAAAGUUUCAGCAAAUUAUUGGAAAUAGAUCGCAUGUGGUGGAAAUAUAUUGUUGGAAAUAGAUUGUUAGAAAAGUUUUUAGACGAGCCUUUUUACAGGAAACUCGGAUCUAUGAUUGAUUGUGUAGAGCCGGUUACAAGGAUCGGAUGCGGCGAUCAAGCCGCCAGAAUGAUGCUUCGAUUCAUCACUGUUGGCUUCAGCAGGUAAACUCUUACCUUUUCGAUUAAAAAAAAACAAACGAAAAAUUAUAUAAAAAAUAAUAGGCUACCGAUUUGUAUAAAUAGUUCAGAAAGGUAAAGACGGUGUUUUUUUCUUAACUUUUGCUUUUCCCUAUAAGAUUUUCGCGUACAUCCCUACAAGAAUCCCCGAGAAUCUUCUAAAAAGUUUCCUUGAAUUUACAGUUUCGAGCAGCUCUACUCCCAACUGGGGAUCUCGGAUCAGCUGCCGGCGGCCUGCAAAUCGCUGCUUUCUCUGCAGAGACGGACGGCUUUGAGCCACGAACGUAGUCAUUUCGUCGUCCCCCACCCAAAGUCCGAGUACAGCGUCUACGGCUCCAACCAAUCUUCCCGAUUAUCCAUUUUCUUUCUUUUUUUGAUUCUAACACUAAAGAUACUUGCCUAG